Molecule: messenger RNA, 6552 nt
Organism: Tetrahymena thermophila SB210
Lineage: Eukaryota; Ciliophora; Oligohymenophorea; Hymenostomatida; Tetrahymenidae
Product: transmembrane protein, putative
Exons: 7
Source: RefSeq, a predicted model, not a curated record
AUGAUUAGUAAAGUAUCAGACAGGUUGUAACAAAGUGGUAUCAAGUCAGGUAAAAGCGCGAACAAGCUUAACCUUUAAAGAAAGCAAACAAAUCAAAGUAGCUUGAAUGGUAAACAUAGUAAAUUAGGUACACAAAACCCUGUCAUUAUCUCAAAAAACAUUGAUAUAAGUAAAAUUGAAGAAAAAAAAUACAAAGACGAAGAGUAGAAGAAGCUUGAAAUAAAAAAAAAUAGGUCUCUUUUAACAAGAAAUUUUGAGAUUUUUAUAGACUUGCUUAAAUUCAAAAAAACUUCGAUCGAAAAGUCAUAUAUAUUAAUUUCGAUAGCCUUCAUUUAGAUUUACAUUUCAAAUGUUUCCAACUACAAGAACCUUAUGAAUAAGCAUUACACAAUAGCUUCAGAUAAUUUAUCUACUGUAAUAAAUGUUAUUUCUUAUGUUGAUAUUACUACAGUAUUACAGUUCAACUCAACAAUGUACAUGGUGAUGCUCUUUGUAAGUAGUGCUUAUAUGGUUUUCACGCUUGCAUUAUAUGUAACUUGUUACUUUAUUAGAGCCAGUAAUGAGAAUAUAAAAGUUAGAAAAUUCUUUUAUGGGAGAUGGUUCCUUUAUUUAUGUGAAUACUUAUAGUGGAUCUUACUUUAACCUAUCUACAUAACUCUUAUAUCCUAUAUAACAUGUUACUAGCCUGUGUAGAGUAAUUUAAACAUCUAAUGCAAUACAAGUGAUAGCCUUUUUUUUAUAAAAAUUGCUGUGAUAUGCUUGGGAUUGCUUGCUGGUAGUUUUACAGUGUGGUACACAACAAUGUUUUUGUUUAAUGGUAGCUUUUCAAGUAAAAAGGAUACUCUCGCUUGUGAUAAUACUAUUUAUAUUCUUCAAUUUAAUAUAUAUAGAAUACUAUUUUCCUUGGUAAUAUGUCUUAGGUCGGAUUCUUAUUUUUACUUUAUAGGAUAUCUGCUUUACAAUUUUCUUUUUUCUGCCUAUCUCUCAUAUUAAUUCUAUCUAAAUUAAGGAUUAAUGACUUUUAAAAAUAAAUAUGUCAGAAAUCUUUUCAAACUUUUGAUGGUGCUUUUAUUUAGUUAGAAUAUAGCACUUUUGUUAGAUGAGCUCCAGAGGAGCUUGAGUAUCUUAAAAUCAUAAACUUCAGAAAAUAACAUUUAGUUUACAAUAAUAUUCUUUGUUUUCGUUUUUUAUUUUUAUAGGAAAAUAGCUAGGUAUUAAUAGUAAAAAAUGAUCAUUGGAAAUGAUUUGAGAAAUCUUAGUUAUAAAGAUUUUGCAAAAAGAGUUUACUAUUUAUAAACACUGCUUGAAAAUUCAUCUGAUUCUUUAUUUUAAGAAGUUUAUUUUAAAGGUAUUAUCUCUUAGCAUUUGAACAACCCAUGUAAUCAUAUUGAUAGCAACUUUUAAAAGUGCUUUUGCUAAACCAAGAUUUUGCAUGACUCUAAAAAAGUAAAAGAUGUCAACAUAGAUAAAUGCUACAUCUAGAUCAACAAAAGUAUAGUCAGUAAAUUUAUUGUCAAAAGUUGGUACGAAUAGUUCAUUUCUUUAAACCAAAAUAAUUUCACUGUUUUAAUUGACUAUUCGGAAUUUAUCUUUAACAAAUUCAGAAACCCUUGUCUUUCUCUGACAGUUAUACAAUUCCUCAAAAAAAAAUACUUAUACCCUAUUGACUAAUACAGACUCUUUAGAUUAAUCCACUUUAUACAUAAAUACAAUAGAAAGAAAAAUGUAACUUCAUAUAAAGGUAUUUUAAAUGUGGAAAACGUUAUACCUAUAGAAUUAAAGAUAGACAGAAUUAAAUAUAAGAUCAAGUAAAUCCUUUUAUAGAACAUAAGUUUUUGGAAUAUGUUAUUGAAAAAUGUAAUUGUUUUGGAAGAGCUUAACCAAGCAAUCAAGAAAGUGUUUGAAGAUAUCGAUGAAAUAAAAAAAAUGUGGAUCCGUGUGAUUGUUUAUUUAAAUUACAGAAAAAAAUGGAGAUUUUAUUAUGCAUGGUAUUAUUUGUAUAUUCUUAACCAAAAAGUUCUUCUCUCGUUGCUUGAAAAGUUUACUGGAACCUUCGUCAAUGAAAAUGAAGUAUUCAUUGAAGAAUAUCAAACUGAUCAGGUUGAAGAUGACUUAGGUUCUGUUGUUUCUAAUUCCAAAGAAGAACAAGACAAAAUUAAAAUUAAAAAAGUGGAAAUGGCCUUCGAUCGUAGAUCUUGCGUAUUUAGAGUUGCCAGUGACAAUUUGGGAAAAAUAAUAAAAGUUAAUAAACCUGUUUUGACUACUUUCGGCUUCAACCGUUAUGAGUUAGAGAAUCAUGUAUUUGUAACAGAUUUAAUGCCUAAAUCUUUUGCUAUUUUACACCCUAAAUAUACGUCCAACUAUAUUUCAACAGGAAAAUCAAAGAUUUUAUACUCUCAAAAAAAAGUCUAUUGUGUACAGAAAAAGGGAAAUGUCUUUUCUGGUUGGAAAUUUUUAAAAUUAUUUGUAAAUCUACAUGGAAUAGCAGAAUUUGUUUGCCUAAUAAGGCCAAUCUUAAAUCCAGCAGGUUCAAAACUAAAUUAUAUUAUAUUUAAUGAUGACUGGGAAGUUGAUUCGAUGUCUCAAUUAUUAUAUGAAUAUUUUAUGAUAGAUUCUGAGCUUUAUAGGUAAUAAAUGAUUUAAUUGGCGAAUUUAAAGCUAAAAAAGGAAAUUUAAAAUGCUGGUGGUAAACCUCCUUAGUUUGAUAAUAAAGUCUCAACAGCAAGUGUUUUAUAAAAUGGGAUGGUGUUGAAUCUACUCCUUGUUAUUCCUAAACUUAUGAAAUUCUCUAGGUUGUUUUAGUUUUUAACAAUAGAGGAUCAACAAAAUUUUGGAAUUAUCCCUAAAAAGGCAUAACUUGGAGAUAUAGCCAACAUAUUUAAGAAUAGAUUCAAUUAAGAAGGUAAAUAAAAUAUCUUUGCAUUUGAUAAGCUAAAAAGUAUGGCUAAAUAAAAAAAAUCUCUUGCCCAGUAAUCAUUAGCUGCUAAAAAAGCAGCACUUUUUGCUUAAGAAAACGGUGAAAAAAAUGAAAAUCAAGAUAACGAGUAGAACGGAGAUGUAAAUAAUGCUAAGCUUAUUCAAUAAAAUACUAAAAAUGAAAAUUAAUACAAAAUACAGCAUUACUUGCCUGACUAAAAUGACUCAAAAAGUAAUGGACAAAAUCCUCAAUUUAAAAUUAAUGAUACUACUCCUUAAAAACCUUCAAAAAUAAAUUUAACACUAACUUAAGAUGACUCUGCAGCUUAACUGCUUGAUUUAAAGAGCAAAAAUAAAGAAACAUUUGAAGAUUAAAUUAUUCCCUCUCCUAAACAGUUAGAUGCUUUUAGAAAAUAAUUUACUCACUAAGCAUCAAAUGUGAGUUCUUCAGUUCAAUAGAACUCCCUAUUGGAAAUUUAAGAAUAGUUAGAUGAAAAAUAAUAAGAUUUAAUCAAAAAAUAGAUGGAAAAAGCUACUUAUGCGAUAAGAAGAAAAACUCUUCAUCAAAUGGAUUAAAAUGACGAAGAUGAAGAGAAAGCAAAAUCUGAUAAAGAUGACAGUACUGAUGAUGAUGACAUAGAAACAGAAUUUGGGCUAGAAAAUUUAGAUGAGAAUGGUAAUAAAUAAAAAGAUGAAAGAUUAGAAAAAGGUGAAUAAGUAAGACUAGUUGCUAGAAUUCCCCAUAAUAUAGCAUAAGUUAUGUAAAGUUAUUAUACUAUGUCAUAGAGUCGCUUAAAAAAAUAUGAUGAAAAAACAGAAAAACGUAAAAACACUGAAGUCGCAUCAAGUAAGCAAGAUAUGACUAAUAAAAUAAAAACAUACACAAAUAAUAGUAAUUUUACAAUUAAGGAGAGCUAGACAAAUAUAAAUUCUUACAAGAAGCAUGAGACUUAAACUGAAAGGGUUUCUGGAUAGAAAGAUGAUACAGACCUUUAAUAUCAGAGGGAUAAAGCUUUUUAUUAGUUAAUAAAAGAUGCAUUUACUCUUCAUAUUAAAAGAAAAAAAUCUCGCUAAUUAAAACUUGUUUGCACAACUAAAUUUAAAAAAAUGGGCUAAAAAAAAAUAGGCAUAAUGAAAAUUCUUAAUUUAGAGGAAAUAAAAAUUCACAAACUAAACGCUCUUUAGCAAGUUCAAUAAAAAAAUAAAGAAUUUGAAGUAUCUUUGUCAAAGUAAUUUUCUGAUAUUAAAGACGGUAUUGAUUUAAAUGGGUUGACUUUUAAUAAUGGCAAAGGUUCAUCUACAAAAAAUCUUGAUAUUCCUAAUAAUAAUUAGUCUAGAUUUUCCAUAAAUAAAAAUGCUCUAUUAAAUAAUAUAAAAAAUACUCUAGCACCUCUAAACUCUCAUGUCUCAGCAGGAAAUAACAGCUUUUAAGAUUUAACUCUAGAAGUUCAAGAUUCAAAAGUUUAAAGCAAUUAAUUUUAAUCUAAAGAAAACGGAAUGGGUUAUUAGCUUGAUAAUUUUGAUUCAGACAAGUAAGAUGAAAACUUAAAAGAUAUACAAAAAGACUUUGAAAAAAAGCAAGGAAGUGUCACUUUUAAUUUGAGUUACACUGAUAAUAUUUUUAUUAAAGAAGAUAUUCACUAACCUAGAGAAUAGCUAAACAGUAUCUUCUAGCUGCAGUUGUUUACAAGACUUUUCUUUUUCUUUAUACUACUGUUUAAUGUAUUAAGCUAUUUUGUUGGAGUCAACAAUUUUUUUAACACAGUUUAAAAUUAUACUUCAAUUGUCCAACUUGUUAAAGUCUGGAAUUUAAAUGUUUUAGCAGGCUAUGAUGUUGUAUUGAACUAAGUAAUUUUAAAUAGCGGAAACUUUACCAAUUCUAUACUUAAAAAUACUUACUAUUAAAAUUAAGCAGGAUUUUAAAAUGAAAUAAACCAAGUAUUUUAUAACAUUACUGGAUACUUUCAAAAUGUUACUAUGCAAAAUAACUUUCAAGAAACACUUUUUGGACUUAGUUAGAAAAAUGUCACAACAUCCAUAGUAUCUUACUCGUAAGGUUACGGUAAUUACACUUAUGAUGUUUUUGAUAUGUUCUAGUAAUAUGUUUAUCACAUCAAUGAAUUAAACAAUACUAUGUAUUCAUCUUAAACAGCUUCAAUUACAACAUAAUCAGAUUAUGUUAAUUUUAUAAGGUAAAAUGCUAUUCCUUAUUUAAAUAACGAUAUUUAUGAUUUAGGUCAAAGCUCUAUGUAGGUAGUUUCUGAUACAAUAUCAUAAAUAACAUAGUUUGUUGUAAUUAUAACUAUUGUUUUAAGUAGCCUUGUUGGUAUCUCUUUUUUAUUUAUGUGGAAGCUGACAAAGUAAAUUUGUGACAGCUUUUCUUCUAUUUUUGACAGCUUUGAGAAAAUAGAUUUGGUGGAUGUGAAAAAAAUCACUGAUUAUUAUGGAAUUAUACUCAAUCAGUUUAGCUAUGCUGUUGAUAAAGAUGAAUAUUAUAGUCGUGCUUACAUGCCAAUUACAAACUAAUUACUUGUAGAAUCAGAAUAUCAAGAAAAAGAAGAGGAUGUAUUAAGUAACAAUCAACCAAUUUAGUAAGGAAGUAACUUGCAAAAUAAUGCUCAAACUCCCUAAAUUAAAUCAGAGCAUACAAGAGCAACUAUGGAUGUAACAAGAAUGUCUAAUUAAAAUCCUAAAAUAGCAGCAGCUCUUCUUAAGGUAUCUGAUUUAUAACUUGAGGCUUCUGAUGAUAAUGCUAUGGUAAAAAAAAAUAAAUAAAUAGAAGAGGGUGAUUUUUUAAAGGACCUUAAGAUUAAGAUUAUAGUUUACUACUUAAUUUUUAUGAUUUGCCUCAUUUGCUUUAGUUGUGUUUAUGUCUUAUAAGUUUAUUUGAAUCAGAAUACUCUUCAAAUGAUGAAAGAAGAUGGCUUAACAAUUAUUAAUCCAAUCACACUAGAUCUUAUUAUGAUUAUCAGCGUCAAAGAAAAUUUUAUAGAUCCUGGAUUUUACUAAGACUAUCUUUAUUAAUACGCUUCACCUUAUGUAUCUAUGUUCUUUGAUAUAAAAUAGGAUGUCGUCUUAAAUAGUUUAUCAAGCUACUCUUACAACUAUAUGUACAAUUAAGUUUACAAAACGACUGCAUGUAAUUCAGAUAUUGCGCCUUCAAUUCUCUCUUAGAAUUAAAUUGUUGAUUGCUAAACUAUACUUUAAAAUGCUUUGAAUAAUGGCUUGAAUAUAUUUGGAACUAAAUUUACUGAAUUCGUAAGUAAUUAUUAAAGCUUACCGUCACUUAAAUCUGCUACAAUAAGUUCAACUAUUUUAAGUGAUAUGAUUUCAUAUUCUAGAGGUGUUUACUAUGCAGAUAUCUUUAAUAACCAAAUUAUGAAUACCUGGUAAUCAAACAUAUCAUCUAAUAUAUCUUCAAUUGUAAUGUUCUGCACAAUUUUAGUUAUCGUAGCAGGUGCUUUUAUGCUUAUUAUUUACAUUGUUAUCAAUGAAUAUCUCAUACUAGGAAGACUUAAAAGAGAAUAUGUAUAUUUCCGUACUGUAUAUAAAAUGUAUUUUCCGGAAGCUAUUGUAACAAAAAAGAAAAGUAUAAAAUAUUGGCUAAUUAAGCAAGGCAUACUAAAGAGAAAGUGA